AUGGGGGAACUCAUGAAGGCUUUUGGUAAGGGCACUUCUGCUGCUUGUGUUGAAGAUUGUGAUGAUUCAGAUGGGGAUCCUUUUGUCCCCAAUGAUUUUGCCGAGGAUGAUCCUUUUCAAGCUUCGGAGGAAGGUCAAAUGGAUGAUCCUGAUUUGGAGAAAGCUUUGCAUGAGUUCUACGUGUCUCAUAAAGUGAAUUGCUUAAAACGGAAGAUUACAAAUGCUGGAGCUCGCAAUGUGAAGCGCAAGAGGUCUUCUGAUAUUCCUGUAGCCACUACAUUCACUAGAUACUCUGGCAAGUUGUUCUCCACCAUUAUUGGUGGCUUGUCUCUUAGGCAAGUCCGUGUUCUUCAGAGCUACAGGGCAGAUUGCCUUCUCAAAUUUGUGAGGACAGAGGUGCCUCUUAGAUUGGUAUAUGAGAGUCUCCUUGGCAAUAUUAAGAAGUUUAAGGAUUCUAUGAAGGUUGCUUCUAUGAGAUCAAUGACAUUUGGCGAUUGUCACUACGCAUUCGCUGUCGAUUUUACAGUGUCGAUUUUACAGUGUAAUUCUAGGUACAUUUACACUGUAAUUCCUACUAUAUUUUACACUCACUCCUCGGGCCCCCGGCCGUGGCCCAUACUCGGCAACCUCCUCGACCUGCGCGGUGGUAACCUCCACCACAACCUCGCGCGCCUGGCGCACACCCAUGGCCCUGUGAUGACACUCAAGCUCGGCGUGGUGAGCACCGUGAUUGUGUCCUCCCGGGACGCGGCGUGGGAGGCAUUCGCUAAGCACGACCGCCGCAUUGCGGCGCGCACUGUCCCGGACACGAGGCGCUCCGUGGCCCACGCCGACCGCUCCAUGGUGUGGCUGCCGAGCUCCGACCCGCUGUGGAAGACGCUGCGUGGCAUUGCCGCCACACACAUCUUCUCGCCGCGCAGCCUCGCGACGGCGCAGGGCGCCCGGGAGCGCACCGUGAACCACAUCCUUUACACCUUCCACCGCCGAGCCGGGCAGGAGGUCGACAUUGGCCAGGUUCUGUACCAUGGCAUGUUCGACCUGCUGACCAGUACGCUCUUCUCCCUCGACGGCCAGGACAAGCUGAGGGACAUUCUAGAGGACAUCGUGGCGGUCCUCGCCGAGCCCAACGUGUCGGACUUGUACCCGUUCCUCCGGGUGCUGGACCUGCAGGACCUUCGCCGCUGGACGGCCACACACAUGAACCGCGUCUUUCAUGUGCUAGACAAGAUCAUCGACACGCGGCUUGGCGAGGGCAAGCAUGAUCAGGACGUCCUGGACGCGCUGCUGGCAUUGAUGACCACCGGCAAGAUAAGCCGCCGCGACGUUAAGGCCAUGCUGUUUGACGUCCUAGCGGCGGGCACGGAGACGACCAAGAUCACGGUGGAAUGGGCGAUGGCGGAGCUGCUGCGGAACCCGGGCGUGAUGGCGGCGGUGCGCGCCGAGAUGAAGGGUACCCUCACGCAAACGCAGGGGAGGAUGAUCACGGAGGCAGACGUGGCGAAGCUGCCGUACCUACAGGCCGUGGUGAAGGAGUCGAUGUGGCUGCACCCUGUUGCGGCGCUGCUGCUGCCGCACCUGGUGGAGGAAGAGGGCGUGGAGAUAGGUGGCUACGCCGUGCCCAAGGGCGCCACCGUCAUCUUCAACUCAUGGUCCAUCAUGCGCGACCCGGCGGCAUGGGAGAGGCCCGAGGAGUUCGUGCCGGAGCGUUUCCUGGGGAAAACGGAGCUUGGCAUGUGGGGGAAGGAGGUCAAGUUCAUCCCACUGGGCACCGGCCGGAGGCUGUGCCCGGCAUUGCCCAUGGUGGAGCUUCUCGUGCCAUUCACCGUGGCGUCCAUGCUGCAUGACUUUGAGUGGCGGCUGCCCCAGGGCAUGUCACCUGACCAGGUGGACGUGACCGAGAGGUAUACGAGCAACGAUAUCCUCGUUAUGGAUGUGCCUCUCAAGGUUGUGCCCAUGGUCGCCACCUAG
Molecule: messenger RNA, 1968 nt
Organism: Triticum dicoccoides
Lineage: Eukaryota; Viridiplantae; Streptophyta; Magnoliopsida; Poales; Poaceae
Product: cytochrome P450 76M5-like
Exons: 8
Coding region: 1-1968 (655 amino acids)
Molecular function (GO): iron ion binding; oxidoreductase activity, acting on paired donors, with incorporation or reduction of molecular oxygen; monooxygenase activity
Source: RefSeq, a predicted model, not a curated record